AUGAAUGUCGCUGACUCCAAACCAGUAAUACGAUCUUUCACUUCUCGACCUUUACCACUCGCUAUUCCCUCAACCGUGAGGCGUUAUAUCUACCAGAUCGGUGUCGAAACAUUUUGGUGUGUUCAGCUGAAAUCUGGAUUCCGUAGCGAUGUUGUCACUUUGUUAGCUGAUGCAGAAAUAUAUUAUGUUGAUAGUACUUUCACAUCUAUCUAUCUAUCUAUCUAUCUAUCUAUCUAUCUAUCUAUCUAUCUAUCUAUCUCAAUUCUGUUCUCUAUCUGUCGCAAUUUCUCAACAUCUAUCUAUCUAUCUAUCUAUCUAUCUAUCUAUCUAUCUAUCUAUCUAUCUAUCUAUCUAUCUAUCUCUGUUCUGUUCUCUAUCUGUCGCAAUUUCUCAACAUCUAUCUAUCUAUCUAUCUAUCUAUCUAUCUAUCUAUCUAUCUAUCUAUGUAUCUAUCUAUCUAAAUUCUGUUCUCUAUCUGUCGCAAUUUCUCAACACCUAUCUAUCUAUCUAUCUAUCUAUCUAUCUAUCUAUCUAUCUAUCUAUCUAUCUAUCAGAAUCUGUUCAUGCCUAUGUUUAUUUAUAUCUGUCUCUCUGCAUGUCUGUAUGUCCCUAACUAUCUCAACCCGCUCAUAUCUAUCUAUCUAUCUAUCUAUCUAUCUAUCUAUCUAUCUAUCUAUCUAUCUAUCUAUCUAUCUAUCACAUUCUUUUAACUACAUCUGA
Messenger RNA from Acanthosepion pharaonis, 720 nucleotides. The record is from the annotation of a GenBank genome assembly. NCBI's taxonomy places the organism in Eukaryota, Metazoa, Mollusca, Cephalopoda, Sepiida, Sepiidae.